AUGGGGAAAGCCCUGUGGAACUGGCUGCUGUGGCUGCUUCUCAGAGGUGAAGUGGUCAUUGCCACCAACACCACCACCGAAUCCACCACCGCCACCACGACCACCUUCACCACGGUGACGGACACAUCCAGCACCACCAGCGUUACCACCUUGACCAGUACAAUCAGUCAAACGACAUCGAUGACCAGCAGCACUGUCACCACUGUCACUCGCACCAAGACCAUCACCAGCACAGUGAGUAGCAGCACCACAACGCUCACCUCUUCCACCUCCCAGACGCAGACCUUCUUGAGACCCAUGGACGCCGGACUGCGUUCGGGCGCCGUGCCACUGUGCACCCCGGAGAUCCUUUGGGCGGUGCAAAAUGAUCUCUUCUCCGAAGUGUCGCGAUAUGCUGGAAUUGGAGAGAACUUGGAUUGCAAAGAUGUCCAUGGCGAGCUCUUCAUCUUCUUAGCCUUGGAACGCUGUCCUGAAGCCGUCCUGGCCGAUGUGGUGCAGAGCCUCGGGAGUUCCCCCAGCCUCUUUGCGCGGAAUGGUUCAGGCUUCACUCCUUUGCUGGCAGCAGCCAGCCGCGGGUUGCUCCUCACCAGAACAUUGCUGAGCCGUGGCGCAAACCGCUCGGUAGUGGACCAGCAGGGCCGUUCGCUGUUGCACCAUGCAGCCAGUUGGCCAUUGUUGUCACUAGUGACCUUGGACUUGCCAGUGACGCUGGUGCUCCGUCAGCUUCUCUGGGCCGAUGCCGUGGGCGACCUGCCGUUGCACCGGGCCCUGCGCGGAGGGCGCUACGGGGAGAUCUCAGCGUUGCUGACACGGUGGCGAAAAGCGCCAACGCGGCAGGGGAAGGAUGAUUCAUCUGACGCCUGGCGGAAUGCUGACUUAGCUUUGCUAGAGGAGCUGAUUCUCCUUCAGGUGGACGUGUUGGCGUUGGACGGUCAUGGAGCUUGGCCCUGGCACACGGUAGCCGGGCUGGUGGGGUCAGCCACUGGUACUCUGCAAAGAUUGGCGGGGCUGUCGCAGGUACCGCUGGAGUCUCAAGAUGCCCGUGGUCGCACUGCGAUGCACUACGCGGCAGCCAGUGGGGACAGGGAGAACGUUCAGUGGUUGAUUAGCCAAGGAGCCAAUCUUCGAGUCAAAGAUCAGCAGAAGUUGAUGCCCCUGCAGUUGGCACUUGCGAAUGGUCACCUGCAUUUGUUGGACCUUUUCGAGCGCAACAAUGGCUUCGCUUUAGAAGCUGCUGCAGGCUUCGGCAACGUUACAAUCGUGCAGCAGAUGAUUCUGGAGCAGGGCUAUUCGCCCUAUGUCAUGGAUGAGAGGGGUCGGACGCCCAUCUUUGAGAGCGUGGAGAAAGGACAAGUGAAGGUGGCAGAGUUUAUGGCAUCGCUCAACGUAUCCCUGACGCGCCUGGACCAGCAGGGCAUCAGCGUUUUGGGCGCUGCUGCGCUGGCGGAACAGCCGGCCGCGGUGCAGUUUUUGUUGCAAUCCGUGUCUGUGAUGCAGAGGAUGGCCAAUAGCUCGACCGCCUUGCACCUAGCAGCGCGGAAGCAGCAGGCCCUCACUGUGGAGAUCCUAUUGAGGGCGGGGGCAGAAGCUGAUGCUGUGGACUAUCGCAACCGCAGCGCGUUGCAUUUUAGUGCCAAUGCUGCAGUGGUUGAGGCCUUGUUGACAGGCAACGCCACGGCGGAGUGGCGAGACGUCCUGGGCGUGAUGCCCCUACACCUGGCAGCUGCCGAGGGCCGAGUGAGCGCUGUGGAAGGGCUGCUGGCGUCCAGGAAAACCCAGGUGGACGCUCUUGAUGGCGGUGGCAGAACGGCCUUGCACUGGGCCGUGGUGGGUGGUCACAUCGAAACCGUGCGGACUCUGCUCAGAUGGUGUGGCACUUCACGACCCAGCAAUAGUGGAGAGAUGCCAUCGCAAUUGGCGCCACCUGGUGAGCUACGAGACUUGCUCGUCAUUGGCACAGAUGACCAGUGUCAAUGCGACUGCGGGAAAUUUCCGUUCGAUGCCCUGCUCAGCGCCGGUAGCUGGCAGCAGUGCUCCACUACCGUGAGGUGUCGCUACGGUGGAGCAUCCGACCAAGCCUUGCGCUGUGCGCGCAACGAGUCGGUGCCUCUAAGUUCCCCCUCAACUGGUCGAUGGCAUCCAGCCGAGCUGGAGAUCAACUGCAAGGCGGUGAGCGUAGCCUGGAGAAGAUCGGUUGGAUGCUUGUUGCUGGCUGCCCUGAGCAUACGGAUCGUCCUCUGA
Molecule: messenger RNA, 2241 nt
Organism: Cladocopium goreaui
Lineage: Eukaryota; Dinophyceae; Suessiales; Symbiodiniaceae
Source: the annotation of a GenBank genome assembly